Hemibagrus wyckioides is the source of this 2370-nucleotide messenger RNA. RefSeq names its product inositol 1,4,5-trisphosphate receptor-interacting protein. The record is from RefSeq and is a predicted model, not a curated record. Bases 136 to 2061 code for a protein of 641 amino acids. Lineage: Eukaryota; Metazoa; Chordata; Actinopteri; Siluriformes; Bagridae. Gene Ontology annotation, cellular component: membrane. The transcript has 2 exons.
GAGUCUGUCUCAAUGUGAUAGGCAACAUCCUCUAUAGAAAGAGGCGCAGGGGUUUAGAUUCCUGCCGUCAGCGGCGAUCUACUUUGAUGCUGAAAGGUCAUUUACUCUUGACCGUAGACACAAAAAUAUUGCAGGAUGGAGGAAAUGCUUCUGCGAGUGUAUGUAGUAGUAGCCAGUUUGCUGUACAUAAAGGAUCACACUGUCUAUCAGGAGCAGGAGGAAAAGGUUCUCAUGGACUUGCAAGAGAGGGAGUAUUUACUGCAGAAGGAAGCAGCAAAGCUAGAGCAGGAAGCGUACCAGAUGACCACAGGGCUGCCACAUUCAAAUCAGGAAGUGUCGCAAAGUCAUGGCAGAUUGACAAAUACAGAAGGGGAGGAUUCAGGUGUCCUGGUAGAAGGUGUCCAGAAACAGAAUCUGCUGAUUAAGCACAUUCAGGAUGAAGGAGAUCCUCUUACUCAUGACAGCAUGCUACCUGAGGUACAACAUGGAGUGAACAUGGAUGAAAGUGUCCCUUUAGAAACGAAUGAAAUUAAGAAAGUUCAAGAGCACGAAGGGCACGAGAAAGACGUUCCUCACAGCGACCAAAUGAAAGACCUUCAAGGAAAAUCUUCCCAGGUAGAUCAGGUGCAAGGAACGAGCAAUCAAAUGCCAUCUGAAGACGAUGCGGUCAAGAAAAACACCGAGGAAAUAUCCACUGCCUCGAGUGAACAGUCAACAGAGAAUUCCUACAACUGGUAUUUAUGGAAAAUUAUUUCCAUUAUAUCCGUGAUUCGCCUUCUCAGGAAAUUCAUUUUCAGAGGCUCACAAAGCUCAGGAAUGAUAAAUCCCAUCAAAGACAAGACUACAUCUAGAUCUCCAACAUUCAUUCCUGACCACCAAGUACUGAACUGCUUUUAUGACCAGUGUGUACGAGUCUCUCCUGGCGCAUGUGGACGAGUAUGCGAGUUUGUUGAGGGUUUAGUGGAUGAACUUUUGGAAGCUGCAAGAGAUGCUAGCAAUGAAGAAACUGACAUGCAGAUUGGGGACUUUAUUGGUGUAGGGAGCUUAUAUGAGCUUUGGGCUACAGGCAAGACAAUUGUAUGUGAUUUGUAUGUACCCAUAACCGCACCAAGAUCACAUGGAUUUGAGGUUGAACUUUGGAAGAAGAAAGAUGCUUCAUUGUUUGGUUUGGGCAAGAUCAAAAUGGUGCAGGUUGAAAACACUUCAAAUGGUUGCCCUUGCAUGGAUGGGAACGCUGAUGACAUGUUAUGUCUUAUUCAUCCCCAUAAUGAGAAGAGUACAGUUAUGAUAAACGCCGUUGGAGGUCCACUAUGCCAAGAAAAUACACCAUACCUUUCGAAAAAACAAGUAGUGAAAUGGUUCAGGUCAGUGAUUCUAAAAACAUGGAGAGAAAUCAGCCAUAAGUAUGAAUUCGAGCUAGGAUUUCGCAGCCAGGCUGCUCCCGGGGCUUUCAGAGUUCGAUUUCGAUCAGGGCAGAUUAUUCUGUUCAAUAUUACACCUGUAGUUCAGGUCAAAGCUUCAGAAGUGUACUUACUCUCUUAUCUUUCCACUAAUCAAAACAUCCCAGACAUUCACUGGCCCAUUUCCUUUGCAAGUUAUGAAAAAGCCCUCCUACAAUACUUUAACAAAACUCUUCCUAACCAUUCAUGCCAUGUUACAUGCCUCCAAAUUCUCUCGUUUCUACACAAACAGCAAACUAGUCUAACAGGGAAAUGUGGGCUUACAAAUCACCACCUCAAAUUGACAUUGCUACAUCUCUUGAUGAACAAGCCCACAGAAUGGAAACAUGAGCAGCUAACCAGCAGACUGAUCGAUAUGCUCACAUUUCUUGAGCAGAGGCUUCAAGCAAAAGAAUUCCAUCAUGCUUUAAUUGGGAAUCCGCUUGUUCCUAAGGACAUUGGGCUUCCUAAGGAAUUUCAAACUGCAAAGCCAAUUAACAUUUUCCAGCCGAUGGUUUUGGAUCAAGAUUGUUACUUGAAAACAGUCCGACAUUUUCAGGAAUUAGUGAAAAAUGCUCCUAUCUUUAUCCAAGAGUAUGGCUCAAUAAAGAGCUCAGAUUAGAGAAAAUGAAAUGAGCAUUAAUAAAAGAAAUCGGUUUUGCAGAAGCAGUACUGCUUCCUCAAAUUGUUGUACCCAAUGCAAAAGCAAUAUUUAUAAAGCUUUUAGUCAGAAGAAUCCAUGUACAUGCCUUGCAGGCUUGUGUGUAUUUUUGUUCAUACUGUUCACCAUGGCUUUGUAUGGUUGUAAAUUUCUUUGAAUACAUUAACAGCAAUUCCACACUUCAAGUUCAUUUGAGUCCAGUUUUAUUACACAAUAUGGUAAAAAGCUCAGAAUUAUAAAGAUCAUUCAGGCAUUAAGCAGUAAUUUCAU